UCUAAAAUACACUAAAGGAUAUUGGGUUUUCAUGCUGCGCUAUUUUGUAUAGAUGACCUUACACAAAUGUACCAUGGUAACCAUAGCUGGGAGAUAAAGUAUAUGAUGACAAUUCAGGCAUCAAUUGUAAGUCUCAUGUUCAUAGUGCCCGUAAUAUGAUUGGUUGUAUAUAAGGCUCCUUUAACAAAGUAAGGUUGACCUUCACAUAACAUUUACCAUGGUAACCAUCCCACAUGAAUUUAUUAUUAUUUAACAGAAGUAAGAAUAAACCAGGCCUAACUAUUGUAUUUUGCUGGAAAUUAUUAUAAAUGAUGAUACAUUUUGGGGGAAAUACCAGAGACUAUAUAUGGCAACCAACCAUUUAUGCCUAAAUAUACUAUAUAUUCUGCUUGUUUAUAAAAUAAAACCACUAUAAUCAACAAAACAAAAUGACAAACAUUGUAUUUUGUCAGAAAUUAUGAUACCUUUUUGUAAAAAGAGAUACAAGAGACAAUCUUUAAAUGUUUCUUUGCAAAUAGACCAUUUACAGCAUAAUUUACAGCAAAAUACAAUAGUUAGGCUUUUUAAUACAUUUAUUUAUUGUUACAACAGUAAAGUUACAAUAAAUAAAUGUGGGAUCUCCUUCAAACAAUGCAAAAAUAUUUUAAAUGUUAUUUUCCUUUUAUAUUGUAGCCUAUUGCAGUACUUUAAUAGCCUAAGUAGUAGGUCUAUGGAAAUUUUGGCAGUAAUAUUUGGUAAAGGUUUAACAGUGUUGGAUUUUUAGAGUGGUAGUUUGGCCUACUAUCAUAAAGGGAUGUGGGAGCUGAUGAUGAGAGGGUCCCUCCUCCCUACACACUCAUUGAACACAUGCACACAUGCCCACCCGCUCAUUCACACUGGACUGAUCAACACACGGGCUUCUGUGAAACCUGUUACUGCCAACAAGAAAGGAAAAUAUUACAAUACUUAAUGCUUAUCUUUUCUUUUUGUACAAAAAAAUCGUUUACCGAGAGAAAUCUUGUUACUCAGCAUCUGCUGAGACUCGAAUCCAGCGCGUGGAGCGCGCCUGACGUGUACUGAGUGACAGGAGUAUUGAUCUUAAUAUGAGUCGGGCAGCGGAACCCGCGUGAAAGACGCCGUAUUUUUUGGGGGGGGACGGCGUUUUCGACCGUCAGCUUUCGUACGUAUACCCGGAGAAAUCCAUCAUCAAGCCUGUGUAAUUCUUCUGGACAUCGACUAAGCGGUAGCAUCCCUGAUGUGUGAAGCAAGCACUCAUUAAGAAGCAAUGCUCUUUUCCUACAAUUCGCUGAUAAGGACAUGGCAGGUCUGAGUGGGGUUGUGGCAGCAACGCUGUAACCGUGACCCUCGUCAAUAUGGUUUGCAGCGAACAGAGUUCUGGCACAUCAGUGCCCAAAAAGGAAACGCAGACCCGCAAGAAGCGGAAAUCCCGCCCUCAGGGUCUGCCUUCUCCUGCCCUUUGCUGCGCAUGCGGAUUGUGCAUCAUGUUGGCGGGCAUCAACAUCACCUUAGUGGGCGCCUUCGCCUUCAGCACGCUUGUGCCCUCUAGCAAUCCCCCGAUCAUCAUCGGACCGAUACUCCUACUGGUGGCAUUCUCCUUCUUCGGGGCUUGUUGCAUCUGCAGCCGCUUGCCUCCACCUCAAAGCUCUCGUCGCUCCAAAGGAGGUGGCGGUUUGGGCUUUAUGGGUCGGGGCGGAGGAGGGUUGGGUGGAGGGGCAGCGUUUGAGAUUGAAACCAGCGAGCACACAAUGCAGGACACCACAGCCGUGCAGCUCAGCCCCACCAACUCCCCCUGCUCCUCUCACGCCUCCAGCCCCGAAAGAGAGGCUCCCGCCACUGCCACGAACGCCACCGUCCCCGCCCCGGAGUACGUCCCUCCACGAGCCUGCAAGCUCUUCACUAUGGAGGCCAACGGACCCAGCUCAGCAGCCUUUUCUGCUUCUACAGGGGGUGGAGGGGCGGUCCGGCUCACUUUGCCCUCAGACUGCGCCGCCACUUAAGGCUGCCAGUUUAGGUCGCUCUCUGGAGAAGGGCUAGUAUUACGUUAUGUAAAUAGUUUUUCAGAAGGGAAGACAAGCACUUUGCGUGAAGAAUUCAUUUGAUUAGCACAGCUGGCUUGUGCCACGAGGUGCAUUAACAAUUGAAACGUUCGCAUAAAUCCAGCAGGUUGCUUUUCACAGUCUGCGAGGCCCAUGCCAUGUGUUCCUAAUAAAAAUGACAGAGGUAUGUGAGAAGCAUGUGAAGAGCUUUUGUGUUAUCUCAUGCUCCCGUAUCCAAAAAGAGAGAGCCUUGAAAGGUGAAUCACUGUGGCGUGCUUCACAUAUUCAUACUGUGCCACUGUUACUCAGAGCAUUCACAGUUACUGCGCUCAAAAGAGACAGAAUCAGCUGUUGUGUAAAGAUGGCUUUGGAAACGAGCCUAAGAAACAGAACGGAGAAAGACAUUACACUGCGCACUGUCAUAUGUCAGUGCACAGACCAAAAAACACAGAUGUUGUAUAUUUUCUCUUAAAUAUUUUCUUGUUGUCAUUUUAAACAUUAAAAUACAUUCGGCCCUUUUUUCGAUGACUCUCUGUGGCCGAACACUUUGGAUUUUGUCUUUAUCGGACGCUUAAAUAAGCCGUGACACUGUGCGAGAGCGCUGAUGUUUUUUUCAUGUGACUUAGAAAACGAGGUUGCUAAGGUGCCAUAGUUCAAGUUCAAAUUGGACAGAUAGUUUGAGUUCAGUGAUGGGCGGAAUAAAACCUUUAACGCAAUUAUAGUGCGAUUCACUUGAGGCUGUGUGGUGAAAAUGCAUAUUUGUUGACAAAACGUGCAUAUAAGCGUAUCGGCGCAUUCGCGUUUUUCAGCUGUACUCGUACUGUUGUUGCAUUUUGCUUGUUCUUGAGAGAUGUGACAUUAUUUAAGGAACAACAGCCCAUUUUUCGCAAAAAAAAAAAAACCUAGCUGCAAGCCUUCAGUCUUUAUUUUACACUGUGGUUUAUAAUGCUGCCAAGUAAAACGAUAUAUCUUUCCCUUAUGAUUGCCAAAGGCUGUUUUCUCCGCCUAGUAUCCCUCUUCUGUUGUCAAUACUUGUCUUACAUCAACAGCACAAUAACAUUUGAGUAUACUGCCUACAUCUACUCACAGUAUUCCUCCCCAAAAUGUCCUUUUUUCUUAUCUUGCUGUCUCUGGGCCCCCUGAUUAUCCUUUGCCCUUUGAAAGCAAGAGCCAGAAUUGUUCUCAAACAUGCCCUCUAUCACUGACCCGCACUAAUGGUUCAAGCCAAACAGCGAAAUAAUUUCCCUCAUGUUGAUUCUACCAGAGAGGUCAGCUAAAAGCAGCCGAAAAAGCAAAGGACAUUAUCCAGUUAUAACUUUUUAAGAAUGAAAAUGAUCUAAUACAAUUUGUAAAAGAUUUUAGAUUUUCUCUUAUCAUAUUCAUCAGUUCCAACCAGAUGAAAGGGCUGAUUUUUGAUGUAAUAAUUCUGUGCUUAGUGUUUCUUUUCAUUUUCUGAGUGCCAUUGCAUCUGUUAAUAUGUACUUUUAACUGUGUAAUAUAGUGAUGUAUAUUUAUUAGAAGUCAUAUGGGUCAGUAUGUGAUGAAUGCUGAAGAAAGGGCAAAAAUGAACAGCAUGCUUACAAACAGUGCACUGUUGCCACGGGGAAAAAAGUUCUUAAUGAAUUCAAGAGAAACAUUAAAACCCAUUGAUUUGCUUGUUUGUCACAGGCUCCACGUGAGAAGUUUUAAGGAAAGAAGAGGAGUUGGAUAGGGAGCCGUGGAAACAUGGGCACGUUUAUAUAACAUUAGACUCGACAAACUACGUCCACCUUUGUUUGUAAGCUGCUAUUUGCCAUCUACACAUCUGCUGUAGUCUGAAUGAAUUGAAUGCUGCCUUAAUAAUGACAGUGAUCUCAGGAUCAAACCAGUGAGGGCUACUCAAAUGUCCAAUGAGAACAUUUGGUGAUGUGGUAUUACUGUACUUAUAAAGAUGUUGUGUUGUUCAUUACUUUCUACCAUGUGUGUUUUUAAAAAGGUAUUUAAAUGGAGGGAAGUGCAAUGAGAUGCAGGUUUAAAAGUUUUGAUAAUGCCGAUUUAUUAGCGUUAUUGUUAUUAAUCUGGCAAUAGGCCACAUUGAGUAAAAUGAUGGAUGGAGAGUUGUUUUAAGUGUUGUUGGCACUGGAAAUUGAAUUGUGUCUUUUGUAAGUUGUACACAUCUUAAUUAUACACUGUUUAACUCCCA
Messenger RNA from Megalobrama amblycephala (Wuchang bream), 4218 nucleotides. RefSeq names its product transmembrane protein 275a (gene tmem275a). The coding region runs from base 1353 to 1997 and encodes 214 amino acids. Lineage: Eukaryota; Metazoa; Chordata; Actinopteri; Cypriniformes; Xenocyprididae. The transcript has 2 exons. The record is from RefSeq and is a predicted model, not a curated record.